Spea bombifrons (plains spadefoot toad) is the source of this 2579-nucleotide messenger RNA. RefSeq names its product nephronectin (gene NPNT). The coding region runs from base 246 to 2129 and encodes 627 amino acids. The record is from RefSeq and is a predicted model, not a curated record. NCBI's taxonomy places the organism in Eukaryota, Metazoa, Chordata, Amphibia, Anura, Pelobatidae. Gene Ontology annotation, cellular component: membrane. Gene Ontology annotation, molecular function: calcium ion binding. The transcript is spliced from 13 exons.
GAAGGGCACACACAGACCUGCUGCUCAUCCACAGCAUUUCCCACUGGGGAGACACAGCCUGCCCACCUUCAAGAUCUCUGAGACUUGGACAACUCUUGUGGGAGCUGAGGAAGUGAAGGAUAGGCAGGGUAACCAGAUCUGACCACCACCAGUCCCCCUUCUCACCUGGCUGUCCUUGGAGAACUGCUGCUUUUCUUACGCUUGAACUUUUCCCCCCCAAGAGAUUUUGUUUAUUAUUAAUAGUAAUGGAGUUGGUUUUAAGGUUAAUGAUUGCCUGUUUCCUGACCAUGAAGGCUGCUGCGGAUUAUAAUGGAAGGUGGCCCACACAGAUCGCUUCCUCUACGGGUAUUUGUCGAUAUGGUAGCAGGAUUGACUGCUGUUGGGGUUGGACUCGACAAUCACCGAAUCAUUGUCAGCCUUACUACUACGUCUUAAGGCAGAGAAUUGCCAGCAUAAGGUGUCGUACCCAAGCCAUUUGCCAGCCAGCAUGUAAACAUGGGGAUUGUGUGGGACCGAACAAAUGUAAAUGUCACCCAGGAUAUACCGGGAAAACUUGCAAUCAAGAUCUGAAUGAGUGUGGUUUGAAACCUCGACCUUGCAAGUACCGGUGUAUGAACACAUACGGAAGCUACAAGUGCUAUUGUCUUAAUGGCUACAUGCUCAUGCCUGAUGGAUCAUGUUCAAAUGCAUUAACCUGCUCCAUGGCAAAUUGCCAAUAUGGUUGUGACAUAGUGAAAGGAGAAGUCCGAUGUCGCUGUCCUUCCCCAGGUUUGCAGUUGGGGCCUGAUGGAAGAACUUGCGUGGAUGUUGAUGAGUGUGCAACAGGAAAAGCUAUAUGCCCCCGAUUUAGAAAGUGUGUCAACACAUUUGGAAGCUACAUUUGCAAGUGCCACGCUGGAUAUGACCUAAUACAUGUAGCUGGGAAAUACCAAUGUUUCGAUAUUGAUGAAUGUUAUACUGGGGAGUAUCAAUGCAGCAACUUUGCAAGGUGCUACAACACCCCUGGAUCUUACAGGUGCAAAUGCAAUCAAGGUUACCAUGGCAACGGAGUUGACUGCACAGCAAUACCCAGAGUUAUGAUAGAUCCAUCAGGGCCACAUAAUUUCCUACCGGGUAAAGAUGGCACAAGGAAUAUGAUAAAAGGGAGCAGCUCCGGUCUAAGUGGUAGUGAAGGGAGCAGUAACAGGAUUCCAGACUUUGGUGGUAGAGAUCCUAAGAGGCCUCCACCAUAUUCCUUAAUUACACCAAAGCCUAUCCCCAGGACAACAGCAAAACCCACAACAAGGCCCCAACCCAAAACAGCAACAAGACCUGCUCCCCAGCCUGUUACAAGACCAGCCCCUAAACCUUCAACAAGACCACCACCUCAGCCUGUGACAAGGCCACCUCCACAACCGGUGACAAGACUGCCACCACAACCAGUGACAAGGCCACCACCUAAACCAACAACUACAAUCAGUACUACCACACGUACAACAACAACAACACCCAGGACUACUCAAGCACCCGAGAGAAUAGCCACUGAAGCUCCUGAAGAUAACAGGAUUCACUUGGAGCCAGAGAAGCCAAGAGGGGAUGUGUUUAUUCCUCGCCAAGGGAUCCAAAAUAAUCUCUUUGAUAUAUUUGAGGUGGAAAGGGGACUAAGUGCGGAUGAGUAUGAAGCCAAUGACGACCCAGGUGCUUUGAUACACAGCUGUGACUUUGACAGUGGCUUGUGUGGCCUGAUCAGAGAUAAAGAAAAUGACUUGCAUUGGGAACUAGUGAGGGAUGACUUAGGUGGACAGUACCUGACUGUCGUGGAGAAAAAAGGCAAGGAUGGGAAAGCAGCACGGUUGGUUCUACCGUUGGGACAGCUGUCGUACUCUGGAAACAUGUGUCUGUCAUUUAAGCACAUUGUUUCUGGGGAAAAUGCUGGAAAACUCCAAGUCUUUGUAAGAAGGACUGGUUUACAUGAACCUGCAAUCUGGUGGAGAAAUGGAGGUCAUGGCUGGAGGGAGACACACAUAAAUGUGCAAGGGACAAGUAUUAAAAGUAUUGUCUUCAAAGGAGAAAGAGGGAAAGAAGGAACCGGUAAAAUUGGGCUUGAUGAUGUAAGUUUGAAGAAAGGACAUUGUCCUAAAGCUCAUUAACAUAACUCAACAACAUCACAGCUGCAAGAAAAUUGACGACCCCCUAAAGUGACAGGGACGGGGAGAAUGACACAAAUCACCGAUACUUAUGAAUUGUGAUGGACACAGAAUCCUUAAGGAAAAUUAAUCCUCAAUCAAAACUCCCUGUAUUCCCUAAUUUAAUUAAAAUGACAAUGGGCACAGGAGCAUCGUCACGAAAACAUUGUGCUUUUUGAGUAACUUUUCAUGGUUUUUAUCGAAGAACAUUUCUUGGAAGGUCUGAAGAGGAGAAACUUAGCAUGUGCCCUUCAGUGGACUCUAAAUUUAGGCGCUUAAGCUUAUGGGACUGCAAGAUUUGUCAUUAAGUAGCUAUUAUCAAAUUGAAUAUCACUGCUUGUAGUCUAAGGCUUUGUAAAUGUUUUGUUUUUUUGUAAACUUACAUAUUUAUCAAUGAAAUGGACUCCACAAAUG